Drosophila biarmipes is the source of this 1451-nucleotide messenger RNA. RefSeq names its product alanine--glyoxylate aminotransferase (gene Agxt). The coding region runs from base 210 to 1394 and encodes 394 amino acids. Gene Ontology annotation, cellular component: peroxisome. Gene Ontology annotation, molecular function: L-alanine:glyoxylate transaminase activity; L-serine:pyruvate transaminase activity. The transcript has 3 exons. NCBI's taxonomy places the organism in Eukaryota, Metazoa, Arthropoda, Insecta, Diptera, Drosophilidae. The record is from RefSeq and is a predicted model, not a curated record.
GCGUUUCAGUCAGAUCUCGGCCAGCCAGCGAGGAGCACCGCCGCCGCCUCCCCUAGCACCAUUGAGCAAACAUCACCCGCAGCCGAAAGAGCACCCCCGCCAGACGAAGUCCACCUGCUCCAGCGGACUAGGUGCUAGGGCGAUAAGAGCGCCAUAAACACGGAGAUCUGGUUACGUAAACAGAACACACAGAGCAGCAGCCCGGGAACAUGGAGGUGCCGCCGCCGCUCGUCCUCAAGCGACCGCUGUACGUGCCCAGCAAGACGCUGAUGGGGCCGGGUCCCUCGAACUGCUCCCACCGCGUCCUGGAGGCCAUGAGCAACCCGGUGCUGGGCCACAUGCAUCCCGAGUGCCUGCAGAUCAUGGACGAGGUGAAGGAGGGCAUCAAGUACAUCUUCCAGACCCUGAACGACGCCACCAUGUGCAUCAGUGGCGCGGGCCACGCGGGCAUGGAGGCCUCCCUGUGCAACCUGAUCGAGGACGGCGACGUGGUGCUCAUGGGCAUCACGGGCGUUUGGGGCCAUCGCGCCGGCGACAUGGCUCGGCGCUACGGGGCCGAGGUGCACUACGUGGAGGCGAGCUUCGGCCGGGCCCUCAGCCUCGAGGAGAUCACAUUCGCCUUCGAGGCCCACCGACCGCGGGUCUUCUUCAUCGCCCAGGGCGACUCCUCGACAGGGAUCUACCAGCAGAACAUCCGCGAGCUGGGAGAGCUGUGCCGCAAGUACGACUGCUUUCUGGUCGUGGACACGGUGGCCUCCCUGGGAGGCGCCGAGUUCCUGAUGGACGAGUGGAAGGUGGAUGUGGCCUACACCGGCUCGCAGAAGUGCCUCGGUGGCCCCGCCGGACUCACACCCAUUUCGUUCAGCAAGCGCGCGCUCACGCGCAUCCGGAAGCGGAAGACCAAGCCCAAGGUGUACUACUUCGACAUCCUGCUGAUCGGCCAGUACUGGGGCUGCUACGGCACCCCGAGGAUCUACCACCACACCAUCUCCUCCACCCUGCUGUACGGACUGCGCGAGGCACUGGCCCACUUCUGUGCCGUGGGCCUGAGGGCGGUGGUGCGGCGGCACCAGGAGUGCUCCAGGCGACUGCAGCUGGGCAUCGAGGAGCUGGGCCUGGAGAUGUUCGUCCAGCGCGAGGAGGAGCGCUUGUCCACGGUGAACACGAUCAAGGUGCCUUUUGGUGUGGACUGGAAGAAGGUGGCCGAGUACGCCAUGCGAAAGUACAGCGUGGAGAUCAGCGGCGGACUGGGACCCACCGUGGAGCACGUCUUCCGCAUCGGCUUGAUGGGCGAGAACGCCACCGUGGAGCGCGUGGACAUGGUGCUCAGCAUCCUGAACGAGGCCAUCCAGAGCAGCAAGUUGGGGAUCAAGACGGAACGGUCCAAGAUAUGAUCCCUCCUAGUUGUACGUCCUUGUUUUUACUGCUUUUAAAUAAAAUAUAAAAACUCA